Molecule: messenger RNA, 2401 nt
Organism: Musa acuminata subsp. malaccensis (wild Malaysian banana)
Lineage: Eukaryota; Viridiplantae; Streptophyta; Magnoliopsida; Zingiberales; Musaceae
Product: cytochrome P450 710A11
Biological process (GO): sterol metabolic process
Molecular function (GO): monooxygenase activity; iron ion binding; oxidoreductase activity, acting on paired donors, with incorporation or reduction of molecular oxygen
Source: RefSeq, a predicted model, not a curated record
AUCUCUUGCCUCCCCUCUUGAUCCCUCCAUCGUCACCUCUUCCUGCUCCCCCCUGUCAGCCUUUUCCCAUUUGAUGCCGAGCUCUCACAUCUCCUUUUGACCGCCCCCAAAGCUGACCAUUCUCCAUCCGUUGAAUAGUAAACCUUGUCUUCGUCUCUCUCUGCUUUCCUGCGCCAGCGAGCCGCUGCCCGACGUUUCCACAUCUCCAGAAGGUCAUCCUUUAAGACUUCGAUCAUUCCGCCCGCUGUCCCGAACGCGGCUGCUUUUGCCGUUGCCAAUUCCAGCCCGAUUUCUUCUCGAAUCGCAGUCUCCAAAUCCUUCAAUCCCUCUGCCGUGUCAAAUCUGGAAACCUGGCUAUAAAAGCCCGCGUCGCUAUUGCAUGGCUGGUAAAACCAUGCAGAGCAGCUCUGCUGUGGCGGGCAUAGCAAUGUGACGUUGUUUCUACGGUGAACCAAGCGCGAAUUGUAGUACCAUCGACACCCCCAAGCCGUACUACUGCAGUGACGACGCACAAGAGCAGAUGGAUCGAUUGAUGGAGUGCUACUGGCUAGGCUGUGAUCGCCUCGGGGAUGCGCUCCGCCGGGCCGUCGUGGUUUCCGGCCCUUACCUCCUGUGCUCGGUCGCCUUCUUCCUGCUGUGGGAGCAGCUAUCCUACCUCCGCAAGAAGGGCUCGCUCCCGGGGCCUCACUUUGUCGUUCCCUUCCUCGGCAGCGCCAUUCCCAUGAUCAUGAACCCGACGCAGUUCUGGGAGCGGCAGGCGGCGCUCGCCCGCGAUUCCGGACUUGGCGUCUCCGCCAACUUCCUCGUCGGCCGCUUCAUCGUAUUCGUCCGCUCCACCGAGCUCUCCCGCAAGGUGUUCGCCAACGUCCGCCCCGACGCCUUCCACCUCAUCGGCCACCCCUUUGGCAAGAAGCUCUUCGGCGAGCACAACCUCAUCUACAUGUUCGACCAGCGGCAUAAGGACCUCCGCCGACGCAUCGCCCCCAACUUCACCCCCCGCGCCCUCUCCACCUACAUCGACAUCCAGCAGGGCGUCAUCCUCGCCCACCUACGCAAGUGGCUGGCCCUGGCCGCUUCUUCUCCUAAACCCAUCGCGCUCCGGCUCCUUUGCAGGGACCUCAACCUCGAGACUUCACAGACCGUCUUCGCGGGGCCGCACCUCACUCCCGCCGCGCGCGAACAGUUCAACCGGGACUACAACCUCUUCAACGUGGGCCUCAUGGCCAUCCCAUUUGACCUCCCAGGGUUCGCCUUCCGGCGGGCACGGCUGGCCGUCUCCCGCCUGAUCCGUACCCUCUCCGGCUGCGUCGCCAGGAGCAAAGAGCGCAUGCACGGCGGCAGCGAGCCGUGCUGCCUCGUCGACUUCUGGAUGCAGGACACCUUGCGCGAGAUCGCAGAGGCGGAGGCGGCGGGCGUUCCUCCGCCGCCUGAGACGGGGGACGCUGAGAUCGGAGGUCACCUGUUCGACUUCCUCUUCGCGGCGCAGGACGCUUCCACCUCCUCCCUUCUGUGGGCGGUGGCGAUGUUGGACGCCCACCCGGAGGUGCUCGCGCGGGUGCGGGCGGAGGUGGCGGCGCUAUGGAUGCCGGAGUCGGGCCGGGCCAUCACGGCGGAGCAGGUGCGCGAAAUGCGGUACACGGAGGCGGUGGCACGGGAGGUGGUGCGGUACCGGCCGCCGGCGACGAUGGUGCCUCACAUUGCCGGGGAGUCGUUCCCGCUGACGGAGUGGUACACGGUGCCCAAGGGGGCGAUCGUGUUCCCGUCGGCGUACGAGUCGUCGUUCCAGGGGUUCACGGAGCCGGACCGGUUCGACCCGGACCGGUUCUCGGAGGAGCGGGCGGAGGACCGGGUCCACAAGCGCCACUUCCUGGCCUUCGGAGCGGGGGCGCACCAGUGCGUGGGCCAGCGCUACGCCAUUAACCACCUCGUCCUCUUCAUUGCGCUCUUCGCGUCGCUGGUGGACUUCAAGCGCCACCACACGGACGGCUGCGACGAGAUCGCGUACGUGCCUACCAUCGUGCCCAAGGACGAUUGCACCGUCUACCUCUCCAGGCGGCUCGCUUCGUCGUGAUCUCAUCCGAGGCCCGAGCUGGGCCCGGGUGGGUGCUACCCGUUUCUUACUCCAGUGUGGUGUGUCCAAAGUGGGAUACGGUCCAUUUAUUCCCUGGUCCUCCUCUUCUUCUUCUUCUUCUUCUUCUUGGUGAACAGAGGAGGAAUGCGUCCGGCAUUGUUGGGGGUCUGGUAAUUUGGAUAACGGAAGGUGCGGAACAAGAGGUGGUAAAUACUGUGCGUCGUCGGUCUCCUCGGUCCUGGUCAUCUGGUUUGGUGGGUCUAUUAGCUUCCAUAUGCGUGUGUGCCACAGUACAUGAAGGAUUCCUGUGUACCAAGAUUUCUUGUUGUU